AUGGCAGAACAACCUUUCAAGAUCGCUGUGUCCGACGAGCGCAUCGCCAUCCUCAAACAAAAGCUGGCGUUGGCUGUGUUCCCUGAUGAACUCGAAGGUGCAGGGUGGAACUACGGCGUGCCGCUUGGAGACCUUCAGCGCCUCGUUGCUCGAUGGAAAGAAGGCUAUGACUGGAGGAAAUACGAGGCCCAGCUCAACGACGAACUCCCACAGUUUACAAGGGACGUUGAAAUUGAGGGAUUCGGCACUUUGAAUAUACACUACGUCCACAAGAAGAGCCAGAUCGUCGACGCUAUUCCGUUACUCUUCGUUCAUGGAUGGCCGGGAAGUUUCUAUGAAGUGAAGAAGAUACUCCCUCUCCUCGUUGAGCCUUCAUCGCCGGACCAUCCCAGUUUCCAUGUCAUCGCAUUCAGUCUACCCGGUUAUGGUUUCUCUCAAGCUCCCAAGAAACCAGGGUUCGCGAUUAAGCAGUAUGCGGAGAUCGGCAAUAAACUAAUGCUGGCCUUGGGGUACGAUGAAUAUGUCACGCAGGGAGGAGACUGGGGAUAUGCGAUCACGCGGAAAAUAGCUGAAAUCUACGGGCAUAAGCACAGCAAAGCAUGGCAUACGAAUGUACAAAUGGCUACCCCACCCCAUCCAAUUCAUCGGCCUUUACUCUUUCUGUCCCAUCUCUUUUCCGGCUACACUCCCGCCGAGAAAGCAGGCCUUGAAAGAACAAAAUGGUUUUCUGAGAACGGAAGAGGCUACUUUGUUGAACAGUCAACGCAACCGCAGACACUUGGCUAUAGUCUCUCGGAUUCGCCUUCCGGGUUGGUGGCUUGGAUAUAUGAAAAACUCGUCACCUGGACCGAUAGUUACCCAUGGGAUGACGAUGAAGUCCUGACGUGGAUCUCUAUCUAUUGGUUCUCCCGUGCAGGCCCAACAGCGUCUCUUCGAAUCUAUUAUGAAUUGUUCAAAGGAAACAGUAAUCCGUUUGCGAGUACGGAGCGUACGACAAUCCCUAUGGGAUACUCCUACUUUCCGAAAGAGCUUUUUGUCUUACCCAGGAGAUGGUUAAAGGCACCAAAUCUGGUAUUCGAGUCAGAACACGAGCGAGGCGGUCAUUUCGCGGCCCACGAGCAGCCAAAGGAGCUCGUCGAUGACCUUCGAAAAAUGUUUGGAAAGGGUGGGCCCGCCUUCGGUGUUGUGCCCGGCUCACAAACGGGUCAACUACUUUACAAACUCACCACCCAUGGCCGAACAACCCUUCAAGAUCACUGUGCCAGACGAAGCAUCGAACUCCUGAAGCAGAAGUUAGCCUUGACCACGUUCCCUGACGAAAUGCAGGAUGCUGGAAGCGAUUAUGGUGCCCCUCUUGCAGACGUUCGUCGGCUUGUUGCUCGCUGGAAAGAUAGCUACGACUGGAGGAGGUAUGAGGCUCAGCUCAAUGACGAACUUCCCCAGUUCCUUAGGGACAUCGAAGUGGACGGUUUUGGAUCGCUGAAUAUACACUACGUGCACAAGAGAAGCCAAGUAGUUGAUGCGGUCCCUCCACUCUUUGUCCACGGAUGGCCGGGAAGUUUCCUCGAAAUUAGAAAAAUGCUGCCGCUACUUCUAGAGUCUUCGCCUGAUUACCCAAGUUUCCAUGUUGUCGCCUUUAGUCUGCCCGGCUUCGGCUUUUCUGAGGCUCCAAUCAAGCAAGGGUUUGAACUUAAGCAGUGCGCAGAGAUUGGUCAUAAGCUAAUGCUCGCUCUAGGCUACAACGAGUAUAGUGAUGCAAUCACGCAAGGUGGAGACGGGGGAUACAUGAUCGCGCGUAAAAUGGCGCAACUCUACGGAGAGAAGCAUAGCAAAGCCUGGCAUUCCAACUGUGCUGUGUCCUCUCCGCCGCAUCCUAUUCACGGGCCGUUGCUUUUCCUAUCGCACCUUCUUUUAAAGUAUACUCCGGAGGAAUACGAAGGUCUCAAGAGAGUUGAAUGGUACCAAAACACUCAGGCCGGGUUCUACAUGCUUCAGGCAACGAAACCACAAACCCUAGGGUAUGGCCUGGCAGACUCACCGGCUGGACCCUUGGGGUGGAUAUACGAAAAACUUGUGGCAUGGACCGAUAACUACGCUUGGGAAGAUGAUGAAGUUCUCACCUGGACCUCCGUCUAUUGGUUUUCCAGAGCCGGACCUCUGCUUCUAUUCGUCUUUAUUAUGAAGUGA
Cyclocybe aegerita is the source of this 2187-nucleotide messenger RNA. The record is from the annotation of a GenBank genome assembly. Lineage: Eukaryota; Fungi; Basidiomycota; Agaricomycetes; Agaricales; Hemipholiotaceae.